CAUUUUAGAUAUAAAUAUUACAUAAAUAUUUUUAAACGAGAUAAAUUUUAUGACAUCUAACGGAUCUUAUACAUCCUUCAACGGCCAACGGAAACAACCUGAUUCCUGACACGUCUAAGCCGACAAGAAUUUAUGAUCUUAUCAACUCAAUAUCUACUUUUUUUCAGAACAGCCAAUCCCUAUGAAUUUCUUAAUAGACAAACAACGCGGACCAAGCCGCGCUUAGCCUCACAGCGUAAGAAACUGCAAGUCCCCAUUACAACAACAAUUACUUGCAUCUGAAGCAUAUAUAGAACUAUAAACUCGUUCUAACCUUUGAGAUUCAUACUAUAAAAAGACCAAAGGAUUGUUUAAUUCAGUCACACCAAAAUUGUAAUUCUUUCCCUCAUCCCUUUCAGAUUUAAGUACUUCAGCCUUUUGGAUUUUAAGCUCCAGCAUGUCGCUCGAACACCAUCAUCAUCGCCAUCACAACAUGUUCAGCCAGCAUAAGGAGAACAACGAGAAGCCAUCAACGGUCGACUACAAGAAGGAUCUGAAGCACCACAAACACAUGGAGCAUCUCGGCAAACUCGGCGUGGCAGCAGCCAGUGCUUAUGCUCUUCACGAGAAGCAUCAGGCCAAGAAAGACCCUGAACAUGCGCAUAAGCACAAGAUCAAAGAAGAGAUAGCGAUGACUGCAGCAGUAGCUAGUGCAGGUUUUGCACUACACGAGCAUCACCACAAUAAGCAAGCAAAGAAGGAAGCCAAGAGGCAUCAUCACCAUUAGUACAUCAGUGGCCAGUUACAGAACUAUUGCUUUAAUAAUUUAUAUACAUGUGGAAUAUUAUCGAUGUAUUUGAUUGAUUCAUAUGUAGUUUAUGAUUUUUUAUUCA
Dendrobium catenatum is the source of this 872-nucleotide messenger RNA. RefSeq names its product abscisic stress-ripening protein 1-like. Lineage: Eukaryota; Viridiplantae; Streptophyta; Magnoliopsida; Asparagales; Orchidaceae. The coding region runs from base 437 to 766 and encodes 109 amino acids. The transcript has 2 exons. The record is from RefSeq and is a predicted model, not a curated record.